AUGCUUCUGCUGAUGCUGCUGCCGGCCCUGCUCUGGUGGAGGGAGGGGGCUGAGGGCCAGAGGGAGCCCUGGAAAAAUUACAAGGAUUACCAACUGCAAGUGCAGAGGUUGGUUACAGUGCAGGAGGGUCUGUGUGUGCGGGUGCCCUGCUCCUUCUUCUACCCCCAGGACGGCUGGAAUGACUCUACUCCAGUUCAUGGCUACUGGUUCCAGGAAGGGGCUGAUGUAUUCAAGGAUGCUCCAGUGGCAACAAAUAACCCAGAUAGAAAAGUGCAGGAGGAGACCCAGGGCCGAUUCUACCUCUUCAGGGAUCCCUGGACCUACAACUGCUCCCUCGACAUCAGAGAUGCCAGGAAGAAGGACAACAGAAAAUACUUUUUUAAAGUGGAGAGGGGAAAUACUGUGAGAUAUUCUUACAUACGUAACCAGCUAUCUGUACCUGUGACAGCCCUGACCCACACACCUGACAUCCUCAUCCCGGGCACCCCGGAGUCUGGCUGCCCCAGGAACGUGACCUGCUCUGUGCCCUGGGCCUGUGAGCGGGACACGCCCCCCAUCUUCUCCUGGACACCAGCUGCCCUCACCUCCCUGGGUCCAAGGACCCACCUCUCCUCAGUGCUCACCCUCACCCCACAGCCCCAGGAACACGGCACCAACCUCACCUGUCAGGUGACGUUCCCUGCAGCUGGUGUGACCGUGGAAAGAACCAUCCAGCUAAAUGUCACCAAGAGGUCAGGGCUCAUGGCAGAGGUGGUUCUGGUGGCCAUCGGGGAAGUGGCUCUGAAGACCCUGCUCCUCCUCCUCUGCCUCAUCUUCCUCGUAAUGAAGUCCUGCAGGAGGAAGGUGAUGAGGCCCACAGGAGGCGUGGAGGAUGCAAACAGCAUCCAGGGUUAAUCCCUCAGCUCAUCUUGCUGCCAAUCUCCUCCCCAUCCUGAUCCUGGUCAUUCCUGGGACCUCAUCUCGUCCUCAAGUCUCUGAAUCCAUCACUCCUCCUCCCUCCAGCUCUCUCCUCAAAGCAGGCCUCCAGACUGUGUUUCCAGAGACUAUCAUCAUCCCCUUUCUGUGCAGUAUGAACAGCUAUGUGUCCUCUCCAUGGCCAGAAACCAAGCCGCAAACAGCACAGGCUGGAUUUGAAGGCCUGGCGUAGUCUGUCCCCUGCUGGACUCUCUCCCCACAGAUUCCUCCCUCUCCCUGCAUCUGGCAAUGUCUCCACCCCCAGCCAAGCCAAGGCUUUUGUGACUCUCAGAUUUUAUCCUUCUCCUGAAAUGUCCUUCCCUCCCCAUUCCUAUCUUCCCAAGUCCUCCUCAUCCCUCAAGCUCUGUCGUAACAGUCACUCAGUGUGUGUGUGUGUGUAUCAUUGUAUCCUUCUGAGCAGAGUAACAUUCAGUCAUUUAUUUAUAGACUCUUGAGAAAGUAUUAUGGAGGACCUACUAUGUGCCAGCAUUUUUGUAGGUGCCGAGGGUGCACUGGUGAACACAGCAUCCAAAAUCUCUGUCAUCAAGAAGCUGUCAUUCUGCAGAGAUUGGUUUGGUGGUUACCAGAGGGGGAGGUG
Molecule: messenger RNA, 1552 nt
Organism: Diceros bicornis minor
Lineage: Eukaryota; Metazoa; Chordata; Mammalia; Perissodactyla; Rhinocerotidae
Product: myeloid cell surface antigen CD33-like
Exons: 5
Coding region: 1-894 (297 amino acids)
Biological process (GO): cell adhesion
Cellular component (GO): plasma membrane
Molecular function (GO): sialic acid binding
Source: RefSeq, a predicted model, not a curated record